AUGUUCCUACAAAAUUUUUCUAAUGAUGAUCUAUAUCCGGAUGAAUUUUCUUUAUUACUAACUGAAAAAUUCCCAUAUUUAAUGUCUGACGAUGGUGGGCCCCUAGAUAAUGAUGAGCCCUUGGAUGAUGAUGAGCCCUUGGAUAAUGAUGAGCCCUUGGAUGAUGAUGAGCCCUUGGAUGAUGAUGAGUUUUUGGAUGAUGAACUCUUGAAUGGUAAUGAGCCCUUAGAUGAUGUUGAGCCUUUAGAUAACGAUAAUAAUAAUAAAAUACCUUCUUUAAAUAAUAAUUCACAUACUUUUACUCAAAAAAUUAAGAGAAAAAUUAAUAAAGUUAACAAAAAAAUUAGAUGUCAUGAAUGGAUAGGUAGUAAUAAUAAGUUUCGAAAAUGCCCAAAUACUUUUGAACUCAAAACUAGUACAACAAAUUUAGCUACUUAUCUUUGUGUUGAGCACAGAUUAGACAAAAAUGGACCUUUAUUAUUACUAACUAUAAAAAAACUACAAGUAGAUCUCACAAAAGAUAAAGAAAGAGAUGUUAGAAAUAAUGCAAAAGCACUUGAAAUACUGCUUUUUAAUGAAGAUAAUUUAUUAGGUAUACAGGAAUUAGUCGAAUUGCUAGGCCCUUUUGUAUACGUUACAACUAUUGUUGGUGAACCAACAUUUACACAUCUAGUUGUUCGCAGUGUGCAUGAUGAGAUUGAGCUAUCAUUUGAAAGCUGUUGGGAUAAACUAGCAUUAGAAGGAUACAUCGCAGCAAUUCUAAACCUGAGGUUUAAAGAUCUAAGUUUUGAGUCAAAAAAGUUUGAACAAACAAAAAAUAAAUUAAAGCAUAGAAUGAAAAAUGCACAAAACAUGCAUCAAUCAUCUUUUUGUGAAACAAAUCAACCCCCUUCCUUACUAA
Molecule: messenger RNA, 901 nt
Organism: Dentiscutata heterogama
Lineage: Eukaryota; Fungi; Glomeromycota; Glomeromycetes; Diversisporales; Gigasporaceae
Source: the annotation of a GenBank genome assembly